AUGGGGAGAUAUAAGCAAUUAAGUGUACAUGUGUUGGAUGUGACUAUGGUUGCUUUGUUGUUCUUCCUUGUAGCUGAUUGUCAUCCUCACAAUGGGUAUUGGGAUAUUAUUUGGAAUAACACCGGACCUAGUACUACUCGAGCAAAGCUUUCAGGAACAAGUUUUGAGGUGAUAAUUAAUAAUGAAAAUCAGACAGAAAUUUCAUUUAAAAGAACAUGGAAUGCUUCUCAAUCAAAUGAACCUCCCCUAAACAUUGAUAAAAGGUUUAUAAUACUACGCAAUACAUCUGGAUUUUAUACGUAUUCAAUCGUUGAACGUUUAAAAGGAUGGCCAAUUUCGUAUAUACAAAAUCUCAGGCUGGUGUUCAAGCUUCAAGAAAACAUGUUUUAUUAUAUGGCUGUUUCUGAUGAGAGGCAACGUGUCAUGCCAACAUCAAUGGAUCGAAAGAAGGGUCAAGUUCUUGACUAUAAAGAAGCUGUUCAUCUCACUAAUUCGACUAAUCCAAAUUUAAAUGGAGAGGUGGAUGACAAGUAUUUCUAUGCAAGUGAUAAUAAAGAUGGUAAAGUUUAUGGAUGGGUUAGUUCUACUAGUCCACCAUUAGGAUUUUGGAUGAUUAAUCCAAGUAAUGAAUAUCGUACUGGAGGACCUUUUAGACAAGACCUUACUACACAUAUUGGUCCAACUGUACUUAGUAUAUUUGUGAGUACACAUUAUGCUGGAGAGGAUUUAGCAAUUAAAUUUGGACAAGGAGAACCAUGGAAAAAAGUUAUUGGUCCUGUUUUUGUGUAUUUAAAUUCAAAUGCUGCAGCUAAGGAAAAUCCUUCUAUACUGUGGAAUGAUGCUAAGACAAGAAUGAAUCAAGAAGUUGCAAGCUGGCCUUAUGAUUUUCCAGUUUCAGAAGAUUUUAUCAGUAAACAUAUUGUGCCAGCAUCCAAUGCUUAUAUAGGAUUAGCACCACUAGGAGAAGCUGGAUCUUGGCAAAGAGAAAACAAAGGUUAUCAAUUUUGGACAAAAACUCAUGAUAAUGGAAAUUUCACCAUAAAAAAUGUCAUAUCCGGUACAUAUAAUUUGUAUGCAACAAUCCCAGGAGUUCUUGGAGAUUAUAAAUACACUUCAAUUGUAAAUGUUACUCCAGGUUCAAAUAUUAAAUUAGGUGAUUUAUUGUAUAAUCCUCCAAGAAAUGGAGUUACAAUUUGGGAAAUUGGUGUACCAGAUAGAACUGCUGCUGAAUUUUUUAUUCCAAAUCCACCUCCACAAUUCAAAGUUCACAAAUACAAAAAUAAUUCUGAAUCAAGAUUUAGACAAUAUGGUUUGUGGAAACAAUAUAGUGUUUUGUAUCCUAAAACUGAUCUUGUCUACAAUGUUGAGACUAGUAACUACUCAAGAGAUUGGUUUUAUGCUCAUGUUACAAGGAAAAUUGGAAACAAUACAUAUAAAGCUAUUACAUGGAAAAUUAUAUUUAAUCUUGCCAAUGUUAGUAAUGCUUCAAAUUACACUCUCCAAUUGGCUAUUGCUGCAGCUUCACAAGCUGAACUUCAAGUUCGUGUCAACUACGAAAAUGCAAAAACACCUCAUUUUACAACAGGACAAAUAGGGGGAAGUAAUGCAAUUGCAAGACAUGGAAUUCAUGGAUUAUAUUGGAUUUAUAGCAUUGGAAUACAAGGAAAAUUGCUUGUCAAUGGAGCAAACACUAUUUUUCUUUCACAAAUAUUGGCUCUUAGCCCAUUUCAAGGUGUAAUGUAUGAUUAUCUUCGUUUUGAAGGACCUCAUCAGUAAUAAAAAAAAUUAUUAUUUUUUA
This is a messenger RNA of Solanum lycopersicum (tomato), 1798 nucleotides long. The record is from RefSeq and is a predicted model, not a curated record. Lineage: Eukaryota; Viridiplantae; Streptophyta; Magnoliopsida; Solanales; Solanaceae.